Messenger RNA from Xiphophorus hellerii (green swordtail), 1572 nucleotides. Its product is annotated as gastrula zinc finger protein XlCGF57.1-like. The record is from RefSeq and is a predicted model, not a curated record. Gene Ontology annotation, molecular function: DNA-binding transcription factor activity, RNA polymerase II-specific; RNA polymerase II cis-regulatory region sequence-specific DNA binding. The annotation marks the transcript as partial. The transcript has a single exon. Gene Ontology annotation, biological process: regulation of transcription by RNA polymerase II. Lineage: Eukaryota; Metazoa; Chordata; Actinopteri; Cyprinodontiformes; Poeciliidae.
AAAGGUUUCUCUAUAAAAAGUAAUUUAAAAGUUCAUGUGAAAAUUCACACUGGUGAGAAGCCUUUCUCUUGUGGGACUUGUGGAAAGAGUUUCACCCAUAAGGGCAGUUUAGAUGUUCACAUGAGAAUUCACAGAGGUGAGAAGCCUUUCUCCUGUGGGUCCUGUGGAAAGCGUUACAGUGAAAGAGGGAAGUUAGCUCAGCACAUGAGAAUUCACACAGGUGAGAAGCCUUUCUCCUGUGGAACCUGUGGAAAAGGUUUCUCUAUAAAAAGUAAUUUAAAAGUUCAUGUGAAAAUUCACACUGGUGAGAAGCCUUUCUCAUGUGGGAGCUGUGGAAAAUGUUUUACCCAUAAAUACACUUUGAAUGUUCAUAUGAGAAUUCACACAGGUGAGAAGCCUUUCUGCUGUGGGACUUGUGGAAAGAGUUUCACCCAAAAGGGCAGUUUAGAUGUUCACAUGAGAAUUCACAGAGGUGAGAAGCCUUUCUCCUGUGGGUCCUGUGGAAAGCGUUACAGUGAAAGAGGGACGUUAACUCAGCACAUGAGAAUUCACACAGGUGAGAAGCCUUUCUCCUGUGGAACCUGUGGAAAAGGUUUCUCUAUAAAAAGUAAUUUAAAAGUUCAUGUGAAAAUUCACACUGGUGAGAAGCCUUUCUCUUGUGGGACUUGUGGAAAGAGUUUCACCCAUAAGGGCAGUUUAGAUGUUCACAUGAGAAUUCACAGAGGUGAGAAGCCUUUCUCCUGUGGGUCCUGUGGAAAGCGUUACAGUGAAAGAGGGAAGUUAACUCAGCACAUGAGAAUUCACACAGGUGAGAAGCCUUUCUCCUGUGGAACCUGUGGAAAAGGUUUCUCUAUAAAAAGUAAUUUAAAAGUUCAUGUGAAAAUUCACACUGGUGAGAAGCCUUUCUCAUGUGGGAGCUGUGGAAAAUGUUUUACCCAUAAAUACACUUUGAAUGUUCAUAUGAGAAUUCACACAGGUGAGAAGCCUUUCUGCUGUGGGACUUGUGGAAAGAGUUUCACCCAAAAGGGCAGUUUAGAUGUUCACAUGAGAAUUCACAGAGGUGAGAAGCCUUUCUCCUGUGGGUCCUGUGGAAAGCGUUACAGUGAAAGAGGGACGUUAACUCAGCACAUGAGAAUUCACACAGGUGAGAAGCCUUUCUCCUGUGGAACCUGUGGAAAAGGUUUCUCUAUAAAAAGUAAUUUAAAAGUUCAUGUGAAAAUUCACACUGGUGAGAAGCCUUUCUGUUGUGGGACUUGUGGAAAGAGUUUCACCCAUAAGGGCAGUUUAGAUGUUCACAUGAGAAUUCACAGAGGUGAGAAGCCUUUCUCCUGUGGGACUUGUGGAAAGCGUUACAGUGAAAGAGGGAAGUUAACUCAGCACAUGAGAAUUCACACAGGUGAGAAGCCUUUCUCCUGUGGAACCUGUGGAAAAGGUUUCUCUAUAAAAAGUAAUUUAAAAGUUCAUGUGAAAAUUCACACUGGUGAGAAGCCUUUCUCAUGUGGGAGCUGUGGAAAAUGUUUUACCCAUAAAUACACUUUGAAUGUUCAUAUGAGAAUUCACACAGGUGAGAAG